Ceraceosorus guamensis is the source of this 774-nucleotide messenger RNA. RefSeq lists its product as hypothetical. The coding region runs from base 1 to 444 and encodes 147 amino acids. NCBI's taxonomy places the organism in Eukaryota, Fungi, Basidiomycota, Exobasidiomycetes, Ceraceosorales, Ceraceosoraceae. The record is from RefSeq and is a predicted model, not a curated record. The transcript is spliced from 4 exons.
AUGCGGUACUCAUCGCUUCUCCUUGCUGCCUUGAUGGCCUUGUUUACCCUUGCGACGCAAAAGGUAAUAGCUGUCGAGGCGACACAGCCAGAGACCAGCGCGGGGUCGGGAUCCGAUGAUUCUCGAUCUGGCUUAAGCUACCCUGGCACAGCUCAUCGCUACGUCGUUCCCGAUGCAACCGACGAUGAUCCCUUCUGGCUGCUUCAAGCCAAAAUAAAGUUUGGCAAAGCUUGUACACGUAAAGUCGCAGAUAUAGGAGAUACCAUCCUAUUUGAGAACUACGUCAUCAAGAAACGUUGGGGCAAGAAAAUGGUUAGGGUUUCGUGUCAAUACGUCCUCGACCUGCCUCCUAUCAGAAUCCCAAUCGGGCCUCACGACGUCACCGACGAGGUGGCCAAAUCGGUCGGAUGGGCCGAGGCAGAGGCCGUCAUCGACUCAAACUAAUCGAGGUGUCACCGCCGCACCCUUCCGAUAUUCGGGCUGUACGUGAUGCCUGACUAGUACUUCAACCAAAGUCAUUAAUCUCCAUGCAAUCAUGGCCUGCUAUGAUCCUCGCUCGCCUCUGUCCAUGCCAAAUACGUUUUGCGCUGUCAGCCUCCUUCACAAUCUGUCCAAUCCGUUUGCUUGGCGGCGUUGAUAGAGCAUUUCGGGUUCUUGUUUGAGCCUGUCCAGUCUUGCGCGCCCGAGCUCCGAGCUCAACCGAACCUGCCACCUCCGAUGACUUCCUGCUCUCGAGUCCGACCAUGAUUCCCCAAUGACCAUUGAAUGAUGAAG